Messenger RNA from Apodemus sylvaticus (European woodmouse), 3137 nucleotides. It is a transcript of the gene Tbx19, whose product is annotated as T-box transcription factor 19. Gene Ontology annotation, molecular function: DNA-binding transcription factor activity, RNA polymerase II-specific; RNA polymerase II cis-regulatory region sequence-specific DNA binding. Gene Ontology annotation, biological process: heart morphogenesis; regulation of transcription by RNA polymerase II; positive regulation of DNA-templated transcription. The coding region runs from base 742 to 2082 and encodes 446 amino acids. The record is from RefSeq and is a predicted model, not a curated record. The transcript is spliced from 8 exons. NCBI's taxonomy places the organism in Eukaryota, Metazoa, Chordata, Mammalia, Rodentia, Muridae. Gene Ontology annotation, cellular component: nucleus.
AAGUGACAGAGGAUUCCCUAGGGCAAACAGGUCCUUGGUUCUUUUCCUCCUGACUUCAGUUCACUGAGUGUAGCAUACAGGAAAACUUUCUUUAUUCUCAGGUCUUGUAUCUUGGCACAGAGCCCUUCCUCACCUUCAGCAUAGACAGCUCUCAUCUGCAGGGCUUCUGUGUCUGUUCAACUCGCUAGAUCGGGGUGGAGGGAGCUCAGCUGACUACUCUGUCAGGACAGCUUGCUCAGACAGCAAGUUUGUUGCUCCCCCACCAGCACCCCCCUUUCCUAUAGGCGCCACAUGCCACAAUUUAUACACAGGCAUGAUUUGGCUGAUUGUUGCGGCCCAGGCCUGGAAUAAUUUUAAUUAACGGGAAAAUGGUCCUCAAUACACCGAUUAGACCUCUUCAGGUACAACAAGAUAAAAGCCUGAUAAUUUGGAUGGAGUACUCUUCUUAAACGUCUACUGUAGGCAGGGCAGCCAAUGGGAAAGCCAGGCUGACUCCCACCUGAUCCAGUGAGUAAUUAAGAGAGCGCUUUUCCUUCUCCACCUCUCCCCCUUCGCCUCCCUGCUCCCCAACUGAAGCUUAACAGGUUGGUGGUGUAAUUUGGGGACUUUCAGGGGUGUCACACUGGAAGCUUGAGCAAGAGCCAAGGCACCUUCUACUCCCAGACACUGACCAGCUGGGGUUGAAACGCUGGCAAGAGAGGAAGGAGGGCGCUGGAGUGAAGUUUGAGAGGGUCUCCAGCCAUGAGCAAACUGGCCACACAGAAGGCUGGCGAAGGCACUGUGUCUCGCCUGCUUAAUGUGGUGGAAAGUGAGCUUCAGGCAGGGAGGGAGAAGGGAGAUCCUACAGAGAAGCAACUUCAGAUCAUCCUCGAGGAUGCUCCCCUCUGGCAGAGAUUCAAGGAAGUCACGAAUGAGAUGAUCGUGACCAAGAACGGCAGACGGAUGUUCCCUGUCCUGAAGAUUAGUGUCACAGGCCUGGACCCCAAUGCCAUGUACUCCCUCCUGCUGGACUUCAUCCCAACCGAUAGUCACCGCUGGAAAUACGUCAAUGGCGAAUGGGUGCCCGCAGGCAAGCCCGAGGUCUCUAGCCACAGCUGUGUCUACAUUCACCCCGACUCCCCCAACUUUGGGGCUCACUGGAUGAAAGCUCCUAUCUCCUUCAGCAAAGUGAAGUUGACCAACAAGCUCAAUGGAGGUGGGCAGAUCAUGCUGAAUUCUCUGCAUAAAUACGAACCUCAGGUUCACAUAGUGCGAGUUGGAGGCGCCCAUCGAAUGGUCAUGAACUGCUCAUUCCCGGAAACUCAGUUCAUCGCUGUGACUGCCUACCAGAAUGAGGAGAUAACAGCUCUCAAAAUCAAGUACAACCCUUUCGCCAAGGCCUUCUUGGAUGCCAAGGAAAGAAACCACCUCAAGGACAUUCCAGAGGCCGUGUCUGAGAGCCAGCAUGUGACCUACUCUCACUUGGGAGGCUGGAUCUUUUCUAAUCCGGACGGCGUGUGCACAGCAGGAAACACCAGUUACCAGUAUGCUGCGCCUUUGCCUCUGCCUGCCCCCCACACACACCAUGGCUGUGAGCACUACGCUGGCCUCCGGGGACACCGGCAGGCUCCCUACCCGGCUGCCUACAUGCAUAGAAACCAUUCUCCCUCAGUGAACUUGAUAGAAAGCUCUAGCAACAAUCUGCAAGUUUUCUCGGGACCUGACAGCUGGACCUCCUUAUCCUCCACACCCCACACCAGCAUCCUGUCUGUUCCCCACACCAAUGGGCCAAUCAACCCAGGGCCCAGCCCCUAUCCGUGCCUGUGGACCAUCAGCAAUGGAGGUGGGGGCCCCGUGGCCUCGGGCUCAGAGGUGCACGCCAGCACCUCAGGAACGUUUCUCCUGGGGAACUCUGCCGUCACUUCACCUUCGUCUCUGCUCCCUACCCAAGCAACCACUUCAGCUGGGGUGGAGGUCUUGGGUGAGCCUUCACUGACCAGCAUUGCUGUGUCCACCUGGACAGCCGUGGCCUCGCAUCCCCUCCCAGGCUGGGGUGGACCGGGUGGACCGGGGCGCCAUUCCCCCUCUCCACUGGAUAGUUAGGCGGGAUCCUUGGAGCCGCUGCCAGCAGAGAACGGUCUGUGUGUAUGUGCACGGUGACCUCCUUGCUGACUCCAGGGAGUUGAGCAGCAGGGUCUCUUCACCCAGAGGCCUGGAGGGGUGGGGUGCACGGGGAUGCCCAAGGCCUCCCGAAAGUCUGGGUGAUGCUGACGCUACUACUUGUGUCUCCCACCAUUUCCUGUGGUUCUCCUGCUCUCUCUGAGUUCACUCAUCUUCACCAUGCUUAGGUUCUAACAUCAUCUUUGUCUAAGUACCCUCCUUGUGCCCUGCCCCUUACUCUCAAGCGGUUCUGGGAAGCCUCGCUCCCUUUUUUUUUCUGGAGUCGGUGCAUGGUGUUGAGGAGAGCUCAAAUUCUGCCCGUUGAGGCUGCUGCUUCUUCGCUUUGCGCAGCCUUGGAAAGAAGGUGUGGCCCUAAGACCCGAGCUGGCUUCUGCGUUGAGACCUUGAGAAGCCGAGAGCCCCGGAAAGUUAGUAAGCUAGUGCUAAAGCCAGUCCUCGUGCUGUUCUCAGAAGUGUUCGGAAUUCAGGGACGGCAGUUGAGCUCUCACUGGCUUAUAACCAGUGGCUCCUGUUGUCUGCAGAAUGAAGUUCGACGACCCCAUAUUUUAAAGACAGCCUCUACCAUUCAGCGUUCCUCUGCGCUUCUGGCUUUCAUUCCGGGUAACCUUUUAGCAUCCUCCACUCAAGGCAGACAGCUUUCCUUGCUCUGAGUACUUGCUUCCUGCGCUGGAAGCGUCCUCUCUCCCAUCCCACCUGGGUGAAUUGUACCAGCUUGGCCAGGACUGGUUGAAAGGCCACUCCGCUGUCAAUCACCUGAGGUGAUGCUUGUUUGACUAUCUCUGUCCCCUGCUUUCCCGCCAUUUUUACCUCAGGCAUAGAGUGCACCUCAUUCUGCCUUAUAUUUCUGCAAGUGUAUCUGUCUCCCUCAUAGACUGUAAGCCUCUUGAGGGUGAGAGCUAGCCCUCCUCAUCGUGCCCAUCGCCCCUGGUACUGUGCCUUGACUACCGUAGGUGCCCAAUAAACAUUUGCUGAGUUGA